Molecule: messenger RNA, 1361 nt
Organism: Rhodamnia argentea
Lineage: Eukaryota; Viridiplantae; Streptophyta; Magnoliopsida; Myrtales; Myrtaceae
Product: probable CCR4-associated factor 1 homolog 7
Exons: 2
Coding region: 316-1140 (274 amino acids)
Cellular component (GO): CCR4-NOT complex; CCR4-NOT core complex; P-body
Molecular function (GO): nucleic acid binding; poly(A)-specific ribonuclease activity
Source: RefSeq, a predicted model, not a curated record
CUUCAGUGGUUAAGAAGACGCCCACUAAAGUCCUCCUCUCUCUCUCUAUCUCUCUCCCUCCGCGUGCUUCGUUGACCCAAAAUCUCUCCCCGACGAAGCUGAGGUUCCCUUUCCAAGUUCUAGAUCUGUUGAUUUCGGGCUACAAUUGCGCAAAUCCAAGAUCUGCUUGUAAAGGCUGAAACGGCUCCUACUUGAGAGUUCGAGCGACGACCGGCUUUCAGCUUUGAGGUUUUGGGUGUUGAUUGAUGAUCUACUUCCAGAUCUGGACUCCAUAAGACUAGGCCGAGCUGUUGUUUUGGAACUGGGACGUUGGAAAUGUCGAUGCUGCUGAAAGAUGAAUCGAUUAACAUUCGGGAGGUGUGGAACGAUAAUCUGGAAGAGGAAUUCGCAUUGAUCCGCCAAGUUGUGGACAGAUUCAAUUAUGUUGCAAUGGAUACCGAGUUCCCUGGAGUUGUUUCUCGUCCGGUGGGGAAUUUCAAGAACAUUAGCGAUUAUAACUACCAGACCUUGAAAAAUAACGUUGAUAUGUUGAAGCUGAUCCAAUUGGGUCUCACGUUUUCGGACGAGAACGGGAACUUGCCCACUUGUGGCACGGACAAGUAUUGCAUUUGGCAGUUCAAUUUCCGCGAGUUCAACGUAACCGAGGACAUGUUCGCUGGCGAUUCGAUCGAGUUGCUGCGUCAGUGUGGGUUUGAUUUCAAGAAGAAUAAUGAGGAGGGGGUUGACGUGAGACGCUUCGGUGAGCUCUUGAUGUCCUCUGGGAUUGUUCUGAAUGGUGAUGUUAACUGGGUUACCUUUCAUAGCGGGUACGAUUUCGGUUACCUGCUGAAGUUAUUGACUUGCCGGAGUUUGCCUGAUACGCAAGUGGGGUUCUUCGAUUUGAUCAAUAUUUAUUUCCCCGUGGUGUACGACAUCAAGCAUUUGAUGAAGUUCUGCAACAGUCUUCACGGCGGCUUGAAUAAGCUUGCCGAAUUGUUGGAAGUUGAGAGGUUUGGCGUGUGCCAUCAAGCUGGGUCUGACAGCUUGCUCACGGCUUGUUCUUUCCUGAAGUUGAGGGACAUGUUCUUCAAUGGCUCCACAGAAAAGUACGCUGGUGUCUUGUACGGCCUUGGUGUCGAAGAUGGACAGAGUACUAAUUAAAUGAAGAUAGCCUGGGAAAGAUUCGAUGAAUAUUUGUAGACUACUUGUGUGUGAGAGUUCUAGUUCUCUUUGUAAACUUUGGCUAAUUGUUAUGUUAGUAUGACCUGCUUUUAAGUUUGUAUGCUCUUUAAGCUGUAACCAAAAUCUCGAGUUGCUGUAGCUUGAGCUCUUGUAAAUUGUUGCAAUUAGUCUUCUAAUAAAACGUUCACAAUUCCUUCUUA